Molecule: messenger RNA, 1905 nt
Organism: Ostreococcus tauri
Lineage: Eukaryota; Viridiplantae; Chlorophyta; Mamiellophyceae; Mamiellales; Bathycoccaceae
Product: Nonaspanin (TM9SF)
Exons: 2
Coding region: 1-1905 (634 amino acids)
Biological process (GO): protein localization to membrane
Cellular component (GO): membrane
Source: RefSeq, a predicted model, not a curated record
AUGGGCGCGCGGGCGAUCGCGUGCGGAUGCGCGCUCGCGCUCGCGCUCGCGCUCGCGACGCGCGCGGAGGCGUUCUAUCUCCCGGGCGUCGCGCCGGUGGAUUACGAGCGGGACGAUUUGGUCUUCGUCAAGGUGAAUAAACUGACGAGCACGAGCACGCAGUUGCCGUACGAUUACUACUCCCUGCCGUACUGUAAGCCGGAAAAGGUGAAACACGCGGCCGAGAACCUCGGAGAGGUGCUGCGGGGGGAUCGGAUCGAGAACUCGCUGUACUCGUUGGAGAUGCGUUACGACGAUCAGUGCAAAGUGCAGUGCCGAAGGAAGCUGACGGAGGCGGAGGCGAAGACGCUGGGGGAUAAGAUUAAGGAUGAGUAUCGGGUACAAAUGAUUUUGGAUAAUCUUCCGGUGGGCAUGACGCGCUACAUCGAGGACGAGAAGGGGACGAGGAAGAAGUACGAGAGAGGGUUCCCGGUCGGAUUCUCGUCGACCGAUGGCAAACGUUACGUGAAUAAUCACAUCCGAUUCACCAUUCUUUAUCAUAGAGAUCCGGAUACAGAUUUGAGUCGCAUUGUGGGAUUCGAGUGCGUCCCUUUCAGCGUGAAGCACACGUACAAGAAGUGGAGCGACGAUAAACCGGUUCUAAAGACGUGCGACCCUCGAAGCCAGGUGUACGUCUCGGAGGCAAGUGACCCGCAGGAGGUAAAGGCGGGUGAAGAGGUCGUCUACACGUACGACACCCUGUUCAAGGAGAGUGAUAUUCGCUGGGCGAGUCGAUGGGACACGUACCUCCUUAUGGCGGAUGAUGAAAUUCACUGGUUCUCUAUUAUUAACAGCAUGAUGAUUGUGUUGUUCCUCUCGGUAAUGACGGCUCUCAUCAUGCUUCGCACGCUUCACCGUGAUAUCACGGUGUACAAUCAGCUGGAGACUGCGGAAGAGACGCAAGAGGAGUCGGGAUGGAAACUGAUCCACGGUGACGUCUUUCGCGUUCCUGGGAACUACGUUUGGCUCUCGGUGCUCUCGGGCACUGGCGUACAGCUCAUCUGUAUGGCCACUGUGACCAUUUUCUUCGCCGUCCUAGGCUUUUUGUCGCCUGCGAACAGAGGUGGCCUGAUGACGGCCAUGGUUAUGCUCUACGUCAUCAUGAGUUACGUCAACGGCUACGUCAGUGCGUUCUUGUUCCGUAUGUUCAAGGGCCAGGCGUGGAAGAUGAACGCACUGAGGGCGUCGCUCUUCUACCCGGGCAUUUUCUUUGUCGUGGGGACCGCGCUGAACAUUCUCAUCUCGCGUCAAAAGAGCAGCGGCGCUAUUCCGUUCGGCACAUACUUCCUUUUGAUGUUCUUAUGGUUCGGGAUCUCCGUUCCGCUUACCUUUGUCGGUAGCUACAUGGGAUUCAAGAGGGACCCUCUCGAAGAGCCGGUUCGAACGAACAAAAUUCCGCGCCAAAUUCCGCCUCAGCCGUGGUACAUGCACGACAUCGUGGCGGUACUCGUCGGGGGCGUGCUUCCUUUCGGUGCGGUGUUCAUCGAACUGUUCUUCAUCCUUACCAGCAUAUGGUUACAGCAGUUCUACUACAUCUUUGGCUUUUUGGCUCUGGUGUUCAUCAUACUUAUCGUGACGUGUGCUGAAAUCACCGUCGUCAUGUGCUACUUCCAACUCUGCGCCGAGGACUACAGAUGGUGGUGGCGAUCAUUCUUGACCAGCGGCGCGUCCGCUGUCUACAUGUUCGUCUACGGCAUCGUCUACUACAACACCAGUCUCGUCGUCACGCAUAAAAUUACGACAUUCAUCUACUUUGCUUACAUGAGUGUCCUGUCGCUUGGUUUCUUCAUCCUGACGGGCGCGGUGGGUUUCUUGUCGUGCCUAACAUUCAUCCGCGCGAUUUACUCUAGUGUCAAGAUCGAUUGA